Messenger RNA from Cladocopium goreaui, 4805 nucleotides. The record is from the annotation of a GenBank genome assembly. NCBI's taxonomy places the organism in Eukaryota, Dinophyceae, Suessiales, Symbiodiniaceae.
AUGCCUGUCAACGUUGAUGAUGAGCCACAGGCAGAUGGUGCUAGUGGCUCACUGGGAAUCCUCCCAGGCGUCUCAGAUGUUUACCUGGAGGUGGCGCAACCGGAAGGCCUCGGUUACUCAGCAGAGGCAACUUGUGAGGCCGAUGAUGAGGCGCUUGGAGAUGAUCUCAGAGGAUACAGGAAGAGGUGGGCAUGCAAAAGAAAGUUGACCGCAGAAACAGAAUACAGCCCAUCUGUGCUCCCAGAUGCAUUUCCUCCUGAACCUCCAAAAGCAGGGCUGGCAAAAGUUAGCUCCAGCAGUGACGAUGCCGCAGCUUUUGUGAACUCCUUUAUAGAUCGUAUGUCUCCCUCGCAAAUAGUGAUGCCUUGUGAGAAUGAUUUCAUGGCGCCAAUUUUUGGCAACGAAAUUGCAAGUGCGAAGCUGUCCAUGCCUGCACAGUGGAGUGACACGUUUGUGGACCCCUUGAAACAUGCAAUGCCUGAGGCAGUUCCACAGGCUGUUCAACCCGUGGAGUUCAGUAUCAUGAAGUGUGUCAGGAACCUUGCAGACAUGGACUUCAUACAAUCACGGGAGAAGCAGAUGAAACAAGCUUUGUUGAAAUUGAAGUGCGUGUUGGAGAUCGGCUGGGAGUUCAGUGGAGUUGGGAGGCUGUGCAUUGAUGCUACAGGGACACCACGCGCCGACAUGGAGGAGACGCUGGUGUCCAUCGUGGGGACUAGAUCACCAUCGACAGUCAUCAAGCGAUGCAACGCGGUGCUGGCCUUCCAGCGUUGGUUGAUAACCUGGGUGGACGCUGUGGCCUUCCCCUUCUCGGAGCAGAUGGUUUGGGACUACUUGGUCCACCUGCGCAAUUGCGGAGCUGCAGCAACCAAGGCGUUGUCAUUCAUCCAGACGCUCAGGUUCUGCCAGUACGUACUGCAGGUUGAUGGAGCUGAUGAGUGUGUGGCUAGCAGACGACUUGUGGGGCAGUCGGAGAUUCAGGCAUCCCUGAAAGGCCCAACAAAACAGGCCAGGCCAUUGACGGUGACUGAAGUUCGCAAGCUGCAGAGGUUCAUGGCAGAUCCGUCGAAUGACCUGAAAGAGAGGUUGAUCUGCAGCCAUCUUGUGCUGAUGGUAUACACAAGGAGUCGCAACAGUGACCUGGCUCAUGUUCACGACAUCUCUCAUGAUAGCACGCUCAAAGAUGGGCAUGAUGAGUUCAGCGGCUUCAUACAGUUUACAACAAGGUAUCACAAAUCGGCACGGUCAGUUGAGACGAAGUCACUGCUGAUGCCCAUCAUCGCAUGCGGUGAGUCUGUCGGGCCUGAGCCUUGGCUGGACAUUUGGAUGGCUCUCAGGAAGAAAGCCGGGUUGGCCACUUCUGGCCUUUUAGAAGGUGCCGUGAUGCCCACACCAGAUGUCAGGUCAGCUGGAACGUGGGCAGUACGACCCAUCUCUUGCGCAGAGACUACAAAGUUGCUGCGCGCUUUUCUGCAGUGCGAUGACCCGGACUUGAAGUCGCACUCAUUGAAGAGGACAGCCUUAAGCUGGGCAGCAAAAGCAGGCUUGGACAGGGAGCACCGACGCCUCCUGGGGCGGCAUGCAAGUGCGGUGCAAGGCUCAGAUAGCAUCUAUGCUACCGACCUCAUGGUGGACCCCGUCAGAGCCCUUGGCGCUGUGGUGAAGCUCAUCAGGGAGGAUCGGUUUAUGCCUGAUGGGGACAGAGCGAAUUUCUUCCCAGAAGGGAACCCGGCCAAGCCUGAUGCGCCGGUCUUCCAGCCCAGGACGCCAGGCAACUUCAAGAUGCCAAUGACGCCAGCAGUGGCGCCGCAUGAUGCACUGGAGCGGGAACUGCCUUGCCAAGAGGUCAAGGAAGAGGCGGUUGCACCCGAUGGAGCUCCAUGCAUAACAGAAGAGAUCGACCUCGUCACUACGGAGUCUGAGACCUCUACAAGUGGAGAGGAAUUCGCGACAUCAGAGCCUGAGGCUGAGGGCGAGCUAGAGCCGUCAGACGCCAACGUCCUAAAUGAGGAUGCAGAUGACGCCUGGGUUCAGCACAAGAAGACCAAGGUCAUCCACGCCAUCGCUGGUGCAGGGAGCCUGGUGUCAGGAUCGGUCUACGCCAAUGGCGAGCUUGUGCAGAACAGAGCAACCAAGUGUGGGCGGCUGGCAGGUGCCAACUUCGCGGUGGUCACCACCAUUGAGGACUGGACCUCGAAGUGCCGGCUCUGCUUCAAGGGCAAAAGGGUUGGCUUCAGCUUGAUGCCGCUGCCGAAGAAGAUCGAAAGGAGCUGCAAGGAAGAGACAACGUAUCUCUUGAUGCUCAUGGCCGGAGGCUUUGCUUUGAGUUCAACUUGGGCCGUUGCUCCCGGGUCCCGAAUGGUGGCGAAUGUGAAAGGGGCUUCCACCUUUGCAUGCGACGUGGAUGUCAUGCACCUCAUCCUGAAUCUGAACACCCGAAGGAGCAAUCCAGAAACGUUGGAAGCUGUGCAGCCUGUGGCACUCCAGGCGUUGCAGAAGAUGCGGGCUGCGACCGGCACACAAUCAAGGUCUAGCCGGAUUCCUGCCUUGGUGCCUACAUACAAGUUGAGGUUUCGGAUUGGCGGCCACUCAGACGCGCUGCCUGACAUUAAUAUUUUUCAAAGAGUGCGCAAGGAUGUUACAAUCUCCUCCUCACCAACACAGAUCCUUCCAAAAGGCUCCAAACUUUUGGCACUUGCUCCGGUGGACAACCUGGUCACGGGGGAUGAGAUGCCUGCCCAACCGGAGAUUUUCAAAGUAGGCACCCCUACCCUGGAUUCGUCGUGCGUGAUUCAGACAUGGGGGGUGCCUUGGGAACCUGAACAAUUUGUGCAGGAGGUGGUCAAAGCCGGCCAUCCAAUGGACAUGGCGACAUUCCUUCCACCAAGGUUGCAGUCCCUACUGACUAACUAUGAGACAAUGAGCAGCUGCGACAGGGUGGACAGCAGACUUACGGCAGUGAAGUUUUGGCUGAAGAGGGCAAUGGAGCUUAAAGGAUUUCAGGUGUUGGAAGCUCAAGCUGCUGUUUUAGAGGCACAGGCAGCAGCUGAAAACCUGGCUCUUGAGUUGGAACAUUCUGAAAGCAUGCAACGUGAAACCGAGAUUGCAAGUGACAUGCAUGGACCUUUAGCUGAACAGUUCACUGCGGUACCUGGUUUUUCACAUGAUGGUCAUGAUUUCUUCGGCAUGUCUUUUGAUGACAUUGAUGCGCGAUCGAGCAGUUCCCGCGGUGCAGAUGCGGCUGUUACGUCAAGUGAUGAAGUCAUUGACAACGGAGAUCAAGCUCAAGACGAGCCGAAAGAUGCCGAACCAAGCGGCAAACAAGUUUCAUCCGUCGAAGACGGCAGUGCCAACAACUUGGAGGUUUCCUUGACAACGGGACGCUCCUGGUACAUCUUUACAGACGCAUGCUAUGAACCGGAUAAUGCAGAAAAGACAGCUGGAAUUGGAGCUGUGUUGGUUGAUCAAUUUGGCAGGUACAGAGGUUUCUUUUCAGUUUUUCUUACAGAAGAUUUGCUGGCCAAGCUCAACAUCACCAAGCGGAAGACCAUCAUUUUCGAAUGUGAACUACUUGCAAUUUUUGUUGCAAUGACAUGCUGGUCACAACACUUACAAGAUUCGCAGGUGGUGGUGUGCACUGAUAAUGAGGGCGUAAAGGAUGCGCUCAUAGCUUGUCAGACCUCCAGCUACAAUGCUACCCCGAUUUUGGUAGCGCUCCUCCAACUUGAAUUUGAUUUGAAAUGGAACGCUUGGUUUAGCAGAGUUCCUUCAGAAUCCAAUGUGGCUGACGACCCGUCGCGAGGUGAGAUACAGAAACUUCUUACACAAGGUGUGCAACAAUUUCAGAUCAACCUUGACAGCAUGUGGAAUGGUCUACUGGAAUUAGCUACGAGGGGUGGCUUCGACCAGCAUUCCAUGCCCCAUGCUGUAAAAAGGUGUGACCGCAGUUUGGAGGUCCAGAGGUCUUUGCUGCCAAAGUUGCAUCCUUGCUCCAUCCUGUUUCGGUUCAGCCAGUUGGUGGCCCGUGCAAAAAUGGCUAGCAAGAUCACGGAAGUGCAGGAACUCCAUGGCGAUGAGGCCCAUCUGCCAGCCUUCAAGGUUGACAUUUCCGGGUUGACCUGCAUGACACUGGAGGUCCCGUCAGUGCAGAGCAAAGAUGCCUGGAAUAGUUUUCUGCAGUUGCUCUCGCUGGCAGAUGGCAUCGUAAUCUUGCGCAUAGCAGAUGAGGCCGAACAUGACCAGGAGGGCUACUUGGCCAAAUCGCCAUUGCUGGCAGAGGUCUACGAGAUCAUCGAAAGCCGGCCAAUGUUCAUUGUUUGUGUUUGCAAGGGCCCAGUGCGGGCUUCGCUCAUGACACUACCAGCGUUGUCGCAGCUAGUCGUGGCAACGGCGGAUGCUACGUUCGGUUUGCCAAAGUACAGACAUGAUCUGCAUCCCAUCACCACCAUUGCUUUGAAGAAGCGGCUAAUGGAGAAGGCUGUUCGUCGGCUGCAACUGGUUGGCGAUCCGAUUGAUGCGAAUGAAGCCCAGCGGUUGGGCUUGGUUGACUUUGUGGGAAGCGAGGCUGCCGUGGAAAACGAGAUAUGCCGGCUGAUCUACAGAAAUUGCUCGCCAGCAAGCCAAUACUUUAUGUACAAAUCUGACUUGGUCAAGGCAAUGCGCGAAAAAGAAGAGAACUAGGAGAUGGGGCGCCAAAGUGAGCCGGAUGGCAGGUGAAGUCCCAACAUCCAAAGUCUCUGAACCCCCGAAGCGAUCGCAGUUGUCAUGUCAGUGGGUGCUGUUUUCGUGUUUUGAGCUGUGGGGAC